AUGUGUCUUAUCGCUACUGUUUCAGUGGAGGAGCGUGAAGCUGAGCUGCAGUCGAAGGCUCAUGAGAUGAAGUACCAAGUCGCUGCAGUAGAGGAAUGGAGGAAACAGCUUGCAGCGGAGAAGCAACGAGAGGUGGAGUCGGCUCGUGCUAAGCUGAGAGCCGAAGCGGAGGCUGAGAAGCGGCAGGCGAGGGAGAGUUUGGAGGAGGUCCAGAGGGAAAAGGCUAAGCUCGAGGCCUGGAAGGCUCGUCUACAGAGUGUCCAAACGGCUCAGCUAGCGGCUAAUGAUCACUUGGCUCAGGCGGAGGAGGAAAGGCAAGCUAUGCUGGAUAGGGUAAUGCAUCUCGAAUGA
Messenger RNA from Perkinsus marinus ATCC 50983, 351 nucleotides. RefSeq lists its product as hypothetical. Lineage: Eukaryota; Perkinsozoa; Perkinsida; Perkinsidae. The record is from RefSeq and is a predicted model, not a curated record. The transcript is spliced from 3 exons. Bases 1 to 351 code for a protein of 116 amino acids.